Anguilla anguilla (European eel) is the source of this 2816-nucleotide messenger RNA. RefSeq names its product glutathione synthetase-like. The transcript has 13 exons. Gene Ontology annotation, molecular function: glutathione synthase activity; glutathione binding; ATP binding. Lineage: Eukaryota; Metazoa; Chordata; Actinopteri; Anguilliformes; Anguillidae. Gene Ontology annotation, biological process: glutathione biosynthetic process. The record is from RefSeq and is a predicted model, not a curated record. Gene Ontology annotation, cellular component: cytosol. Bases 1258 to 2706 code for a protein of 482 amino acids.
UCACCCUCAGUAACCACAUGCACGCAUCACUACAUGUCCCCAUGCUCAGCCAAUCACGUACGCACAUCACUACGUGUUCUCAUGCUCAACCAAUCACGUGCGCACAUCACUACAUGUUCUCAUACUCAACCAGUCACGUGCACACAUCACUAAAGGAGGGCCUUUUUGAAACCAACAGUCGGACCUCUCCAGUGCUGCUCAUUGCCUGCGCUGCUCUCUGCAUGCUCCGCUUGCUGCUCACAGAAUUGCUGCUCACAGAAUUACUGCUCUAACAGUCACUGCCGAGAGAAUUGCUGCUCAGUGUUGUCCAGGUGUAGGCUGCUGUGAAGUAAAUCACCACCAGUAUUUUUUAUUGGAUGGCCAAAUGUUUGUAGUAUUUGGAUCACUUUUACUUUGAGGUCAUUUUGACCGGGUUUCAAAAGUGCUAUGGUAGCACAGCCAUGUGUGUAUUAUCAGACAUUAGGCUCACUAACAGUGUGCAAGAACUGAUGUGUGGUAGCCACACCCCCUUGCCCCUCACCCCCUUCAGAAUUCAGGAAUGACAGUAUAGUCCUCAAUUUCGUGUGAGUUCCAGUGAAUAUCUUAUGACUGUGUCACUAUUGUUUUCAGUUGCUGGGUAACCCGAUACCAGACCCCUUACCUUUGCCCUACCCCUCAAUCAAAAAUCAUAGCUCCAAUGAAUGUCUUGUGGUUGUCUCACCAUUCUGUGUUAAGAACAACAGUGUCACCAGUGCAGAAAAUUCAGCAUCAGGCCAGAUACUGCCCAGUGAACACAAUAUGAGGAUACUGCAGUAUGGGAUAUACAAGCAAUAGCUACGAAUGUGAUGUCUGUCUACAGGUCACAAAAACUGCUUCCUUCUGUAUCACACUGAAAAGAGAGACAUGGAGUCGUAUGAAGACAGACAACAUGAUUAUUUGAGUUAAAGAAUAAAAUAAGAAUAUAAAUUCUGUCUGGGUCUCACAGCGUUAAAAUAUAAAUUAAUAAAUGUAAUUUCAUCUAUGUCAGUCUAGUAUCUGAGGGUGUGGGUCCCAACUAAUUUAAUUCGGUUAUUUUAUUAUUAUUAAUUUUUUAGUGCGACUAAACUGCUCUGAAUCAGUGAUGGACGGGGCAUUUUCUAUAUCGCGACUCUCAUUGUUACAGUACCAACCAGCAGGGGGUGCUGCAACACGCUCAGCAUCCCUACUUCCCGUGCCUACGCUGCAGUAUUCUGACCUAACAGAUCCCAGUAUAGGCAGGGUCAGCCUCAUUCUCAUGUGAUGCAGGCCAGCAGAGUUCAGAUGGCUUCUAAGACGGUUCCGGAGGACGGGUUUACGAAUGGAGCGCUGAUCACGGAAUUGGAAGCUGUGGCCAAAGACGCUGCCCUUCUGCAUGGAAUUUUAAUGAGGACAAAGGAGUCGCCAAAUUCGCCGGAGGUGGCGAGCUACUUCCCCUUCACCCUCUUCCCUUCCCCGGUGCCCAAAGUGUGCUUCGACCAGGCGGUCGCCGUGCAGAUGCAUUUCAACCGGCUGGUGGACAAGGUCAGCCAGGACUCCAGAUUCCUGCAGGAGGCCCUGGCCAGCACUAUCAAAGUGGAUGAUUUCAUUGCAAGAUUGUUCGACAUAUACACGCACGUUCUUCAGGAGGGCUGCUCUCAGCCAGUCGCCGUGGGCCUGAAUCGCUCAGACUACAUGCUGGACCAGGGGCCCGACGGGAACGCCGCCCUGAAGCAGAUCGAGAUCAACACCAUCGCAGUCGGCUGCGGCGGGGUGUCCUCGCGGCUUCCGGCCCUCCACAGGCACAUUCUGAGGGUCGCUGGCCGAGCGGAAGAGCAGAAAAUGAUCCAGGACAAUAACCCGGUGGCAGGGAUCGCCAAGGCCCUGGCCAUGGCCUGGAAGCUGUAUGACCGUGAGAGGGCCGUGGUCAUGUUUCUGGUGGCGGAUUCUGAUUUAAAUAUCUACGACCAUCGAUGUGUUGAGAAUGAGCUGUGGAACAGGGGUAUUCCAGUCAUACGAAGGAGGUUCGUGGAUGUAUGUAAGACAGGGUCUCUGGACCAGGACAAGAGGCUGUUUAUAGAUGGCCAAGAGGUUGCAAUAGUGUACUUCCGCAGUGGGUUCAUGCCACAGAACUACACGGAACAGGGCUGGGGGGCCCGGCUCAUGGUGGAGCGCUCUCUGGCGCUCAAGUGCCCCGACAUCGCCACCCACUUGGCCGGAACCAAAAAGGUCCAGCAGGAGCUGGCCCAACCCGGGGUCCUGGAGAAGUUCUUUCCAGAUGUCCCGGAGGCUGUGGCUCUGAUCCGAGCAACGUUUACUGGACUUCACACUCUGGACAUGGGAGAGGAGGGAGACAAGUCUGUGGCCAUGGCCUUGGCAAACCCGGACCAGUACGUCCUGAAACCCCAGAGGGAAGGAGGGGGUAACAACGUCUACGGCGCCGACAUCCGCCGGGCGCUGUCGGGAGCCGCGGGCGGCGCGGAAAGGACGGCCUACAUCCUGAUGGACAGGGUCCGGCCCCGCCCCUUCUGCAACUACCUGCUGAGGGGCGGCUGCCCCCUCGGACCCAGCGCGUGCGUGAGCGAGCUGGGCGUCUUCGGGGCUUACGUGAGACAGGGGAAAGAUAUGCUGCUCAAUGAGUGUGUGGGACAUCUUCUCAGAACCAAGAGUGCAGAAUGUUCCGAAGGAAGUGUGUUCGUAGGGGCGGCCCUGGACACCCCGCUUCUCGUCUGACCCUGACCCGCCUCCUGGAGGAUCGGCCGCCUGUUGGAACAGCGUACCAGAAAUACCUCGAAGAGCCUUUCCGCCUAAUGUGCUGCUCUAUGCUACAAAUAAUAAAUAAA